ACAUCUAAUAAUAAUAUGGCUAUAUACAAUCUAGAAGACAGCGUUCAAGCUUCCAGCCAGGCAUGACCGCUUGUUACGAUCAGUAUAUUCUGCAAAUACCGAUAGCCAUGGUUCCCUUAAGGCAAUCAUAUGCCUCUGGUGACUAACUUAGUAUUCUAGAUAUUGUUUAAACACCCUUACCUUAAAUAUGAAGCUCGGGGCGCGGCAGUACUCCGUCUAGGGAUGGCUAGAAAGGUUCGGCCUAAACAUCGAGACUGACUUCGUGCUCGCGGUCUACCAGCCCCUUAGAAGCACGAUAGAUAUUGGUUGGUUUUAGCACACCAUGAAUUCAAACCCGUCACCUAAAGACAAGGCUACGUCCUCUCCCUCCCCUAUCGCCAUAAUUCGGGGUUUGAUUGGCCUUCUUAUCCCAUUUCUUAGAGAUGCGACCCAGCCUGGCUUGCCAGCGGAUUCAUUGGAACCUCCCGACUACAGAAGAAUCCUCACCAUUGUGCAGGAUCUCGUCCGUACGCUGAUACCGGGAAACCCCCAUUUUACGAUAUUCCACGAUGGCCAGGCCCAAGAUACGUUAGGCGGGGGGCACACUCGUUGUUUUCUGCUACGCGUUCGCGUUCGCCCGAGCGAUACGUGAUUGGAUGCAGACCCUAGCCGCUCUUAUAAAGGAGAAACCACCGUAUGUUACCAUCCUCAUCGCGUAUACUAACGCCGCUCCGGUACAAGACCAAGUGGUUGAAAUAGGAGAAGUCCAGUACCAGAAGUCAGACAGGGGUAUUCCCGACGCUCUUAGAACGUAUAUGGCCGAUUAUGAAGAGGCGAUCCGUUUUCUGUCCUCGUGGUCUGACGUCCCAACCACCGUAGCAUUUCAGUCUGACCUCUUUUCCGACUCCGCCAUGCCGCGGCUGCUUAAUUACUUGAUUCGCCAGCGGACAACCCUCGGUCCUCAGCUCUCUCCGAGCUAUGGCAAGCUUGCACUUCGAGCGGCAUGCCCGGUAUCGGGUUGUGAUCUGGAAGAGAAACACGGCCUGUUGAACGAUUACGAGUGGAGUAGCUCUGGACGCAGUAUUAUCGUGUUCCGCUGCCCAAACCAUGGCCCGCAUACUAUCAGACUCUCUCAUCCUGCGGAAGUUGCUCGUCUCGAAGUAAAUGCACCGACAUACAACCUCCUCCGUAGCAUGAUACACCUAUUUGACACGACCAAGCACCAUAUUCGCGUCACAGGCGCUGACUAUAGCGGGAUGCACCAGGAGACGUUACUGCACCGCCCUCUCGCCGCCUGGUCAGCCGCUACGGGUCUAGCCCGUGGCCGGACGCCACACAUCUUACACGCGCCCUUAAUCGUGGUCUGGAGUGGUACGAAGCUGUCGAAACCGCUCUACGUACGUGAUGGUGCACACGCGUCUCUGAAAUACUCGGGGAUGGAUAGAUUCUGUAGUUACGCGCAGUUGAGAGACCGGUUCGGCGGCAACGGCGACGAAGGGUUGCGUAUAAUUUGGGACAUUUUCAUUGGCAUAUUUGCAAGGAGUCGUUAUGAAGGGCGGGCAGAGAUAGUUGGUAAUGAGUGGCAUUUUAGACGCCUACCUGUAUGUAUCAUGUAUGAAUCAAUGGCAAUGGAUGGGUAUAUCCUUCUAUGCCUACAUGGAAACCUUUUUCACUUUGUCACCCCUGUUGUUACUCUCCCCACCGAUCCUCCUACAAGUUAGAUCCUACAUGUUGCCAGCUCAUCGGGGGCGGGAAUCGUGGCGAUGUGUCUGUAUGAUAGUUAGCCUAGUAGAACAUUAUCUCCCUUUACCUCGAAGUUGGACUUAGUCUUUGGUUCUUAAAGAAGCAGUGAAAACUCUAGGUUAAGAAGUUUUAACCAAGGAUAGGUAUUCUAUAGACGCGCACCGCGUCUUGGUGUGAGUUUGAUGGCUUUUGGGCUGUUACUUAAAUACCUCUC
Daldinia decipiens is the source of this 1936-nucleotide messenger RNA. RefSeq lists its product as uncharacterized. NCBI's taxonomy places the organism in Eukaryota, Fungi, Ascomycota, Sordariomycetes, Xylariales, Hypoxylaceae. The record is from RefSeq and is a predicted model, not a curated record. The transcript has a single exon. The coding region runs from base 636 to 1700 and encodes 354 amino acids.